Molecule: messenger RNA, 762 nt
Organism: Aspergillus affinis
Lineage: Eukaryota; Fungi; Ascomycota; Eurotiomycetes; Eurotiales; Aspergillaceae
Product: bZIP transcription factor
Exons: 2
Coding region: 1-762 (253 amino acids)
Source: RefSeq, a predicted model, not a curated record
AUGGGCCCUGAAAAUCCCGCAAAGAAAAUCGACCGUCGUGAGCGAGUGCGCGAGAACCAACGAAAGAGUCGGGCGAAGAAGCAAGAGCAUAUUCGUGACUUGGAGCAGAAGCUAGCAUCAUUUCAGGAGCACCUUCGACGCAAGGAUAUUGAGCACCGGCUAGCGGUCCAGAAACUCGAGGCCGAAAAUACUAGAUUACGACGUCUCUUGGCCCACUUGGGUUUAGCAUCAAGCGAAAUUGAUAGCUAUUUGCGUGCAGGCAGUAAUCCGGUCAUGACGGAGAAAGUUGCCAUAUCUCCAAUUCGGCCAGUUGAGGCCGGGUUUGAUUCAAAGCACCAAGAAGCAGUAAUCACCGCACGUUUGGGAGCAUCAUCACAGAGCGAGCGAGAUAUCGUCGAUGCGCAGCCGGGGAGGCUCCCUGAACAAUAUCUAUCUGAGGGCGAUUCGGAGUUUUUGAAAGCAACUCACCUGACUGGUUUUGCUGAAAGAUUCGAGAAACCGGCAUAUCAAGACCAGACCAUCUGCGGCUGCGCUCCUGCCGAAAACGAGAAAUCCUGGCCCACUAACGAAGAUAUUCUCAAUACUACGCUCUGUGCGAUUGCCGAGGAGCUAAUCAACCAGUACAACACGCGCGGCGUGGAUGUCGUCGAGAUUCGAAGAAAGCUAUGGUCUGGCUUCUCCAAGGGUCUUACAACCGACGAAGGAUGCAGAGUCCAAAACCAAAUUUUGUUUCAAGUAUUGGAUGAAAUCAGCAACAACUGA